AAAGUCCCUCCUCUCCACUAUUCGGUCGAGCAGCUCUCUCUCUCUCACAACUCCGUCCUUAUUAUUUGCUUUCAGCUUUGCUGCAAAAAUGGCGACAGCUGGUAAGGUCAUCAAGUGCAAGGCAGCAGUGGCCUGGGAGCCCAACAAGCCUUUGGUGAUUGAGGAGGUCGAAGUAGCCCCGCCCGAGGCCAACGAGGUCCGCAUCAAGAUUGUGGCGACCGCGUUGUGCCAUUCUGACCUGUACCACCUUUUGGAGAGUAUGCAUGAAGACGGCUUCCCGGUCAUCCUCGGCCACGAGGCAGCCGGCUUCGUGGAGAGCGUCGGGCCUGGAGUCACUGAAUUUCAGCCAGGAGACAAGGUCAUUCCUCUUUUCAUCUCCCAGUGUGGAGAAUGUCGCUUCUGUGUGAGUCCAAAGACCAACCAGUGUGAGAAAGGAUGGUCCAUUGGUCGUCUGAAUGAGAUGUCACCGGCAGAGUCCAGGUUCACCUGCAAGGGGAAGAAGGUGCUCCAGUUUGCAGGAACCAGUACCUUCUCUGAGUACACGGUGGUGAACCAGAUGGCUGUGGCUAAGAUCGACCCCGCUGCCCCUCUGGACAAAGUCUGUCUCCUUGGCUGUGGGGUCUGCACGGGAUACGGAGCGGCAGUGAACACUGCUAAGGUGGAACCGGGCUCCACGUGUGCCGUGUUCGGUCUGGGAGCUGUGGGCUUGGCUGCGGUCAUGGGCUGCAAGGCCGCAGGAGCCAAGAGGAUCUUUGCCGUUGACAUCAAUCCGGAUAAGUUCGAGAAGGCCAAGGUGUUCGGGGCGACCGACUUCGUGAACCCCAAGGAUCACAGUAAGCCCGUGAGCGAGGUGCUGUCCGAGAUGACCGACGGAGGAGUGGACUUCUCCCUGGAAUGUGUCGGGAAUGUGGCGGUCAUGCGCAGCGCCUUGGAGUCUUGUGUGAGAGGUUGGGGCGUCAGCGUGCUGGUCGGCUGGACGGACAUGGCCGACGUUGCUACUCGCCCCUUUCAGCUCCUCUCUGGACGCACAUGGAAGGGCUCCCUGUUCGGAGGCUUUAAGGGUAAGCAGGACGUACCUCAGAUGGUCAAAAAGUACCUGGACAAGAAGGUGAAGCUGGAUGAGUUCAUCACUCACACCAUGACUCUGGACCAGGUCAAUGAUGCCAUUGAGCUGAUGAAGCAGGGCAAAUGCAUCCGGACGGUCAUGAAUGUUUCUUCUCAAUGAGACCACUGCGAUGCUUUCAAUGACCCCAAAUUGAAUUGUCAUUUACCACCAUUUACCACUGUAUUUGACAACGAGCACUAAAAUAUAGGGCUGUCAAUCGAUUAAAAAAAAUUAACUAAUUAAUCGCACAUUUUGAAAAUCAUUAAUCGCGAUUAAUCGCGAUUAAAAGGUUUUUUUUCUUCUAAAGACUAAAUCUUCUAAAUGAACGAGUAAUCCCUUUGUAUUCUUUUUAAAGACAAAACUUCACACAGAGCUGUGUUUUCAAAGAGGCUCCUACCUAUAAAGUGCCAGCGAGGUAUUUAAUAUCGUGGAUGAUAAAUUGUUUCUUCAGUGAAACAUCCAGAUUAGUAAAAAAAAAAGAAGUAUAUUGAGACCCCAUUGGUCCUGUCAUCUUUAACACUGAACAGCAGAACCAGUGGCCUUGGUAACUGACUGACAUUCACAUAUGUCCUGUUCACCCUCUGGAGGCUGGGGGCAUUUUAUACAUUUUACAAAAAAAUGUAAAUUCACCUUUUAAAGACAUUUGCAUAUUACACAUCCCCAUGUGUAAUACAUCAAACAUUCCAGAACAAUCUCAGCUCUAUAUAUUGAGGCACAUUGUCCUCGCGCCGUGUUCUCUGCUUCUCUGACAGACAGGCUGCUAAUGAGCCUCACAUCUGUGGUGGGAGGUCCUUGUGAUUUACUGAGUGUUCAUUGGUUGUUUUUUCGCUAAAUGUUGACAGACAAACGGAUUGACCAAUCACGUUGAAGGUUUCGUGUGACGAGUUCUUUCCGCGCCGCGUCACCCAACCCGUCGCCCCUCUGUUCCUCUGUGUAUCAGAGGGGGCGGGAGGAAGGAGCGGAGGUGGAAACCCGACUGAUUUCGCGGAGAAAUAAUUGUUUUAAAAACGGAAACAGUGUCAAACCGCACUGCCGCGGUUUGACACUGGAUUAAUAAAGUAUAUUUAAAAAUUAAAAAAAAUUGUUGUGCGUUAUCACGGCCACAUUAAUCGCAUAGAUUAACGCGUUAACGCUGACAGCCCUACUAAAAUACUAAUCUGCUUGUCCGAUUCACGGAUAUCAUCUGCAGUGUAAGCUAAACAUAUCAAAGUGUCUAAAGACCUAAAUAAACACGACAAACAGAUAAACUC
This is a messenger RNA of Pseudoliparis swirei, 2355 nucleotides long. RefSeq names its product alcohol dehydrogenase 1-like. Gene Ontology annotation, biological process: formaldehyde catabolic process. The transcript has 9 exons. Gene Ontology annotation, molecular function: S-(hydroxymethyl)glutathione dehydrogenase [NAD(P)+] activity; zinc ion binding. Gene Ontology annotation, cellular component: cytosol. Bases 89 to 1225 code for a protein of 378 amino acids. Lineage: Eukaryota; Metazoa; Chordata; Actinopteri; Perciformes; Liparidae. The record is from RefSeq and is a predicted model, not a curated record.